This is a messenger RNA of Fopius arisanus, 878 nucleotides long. It is a transcript of the gene Arfrp1, whose product is annotated as ADP-ribosylation factor related protein 1. Gene Ontology annotation, biological process: intracellular protein transport; protein localization to Golgi apparatus; Golgi to plasma membrane protein transport. Gene Ontology annotation, cellular component: Golgi apparatus. The transcript has 5 exons. Bases 165 to 782 code for a protein of 205 amino acids. Gene Ontology annotation, molecular function: GTPase activity; GTP binding. The record is from RefSeq and is a predicted model, not a curated record. Lineage: Eukaryota; Metazoa; Arthropoda; Insecta; Hymenoptera; Braconidae.
CGAAAAAUCCGAACCAAGGGGAAGAGGUAGUCCUGAGUUUGAGUAUCACGUCGGGGGGUAAUCGUGAUCCUGGAAGUUUUAGGAUCGACCCUAUGAGAGAGAGGGCGCGACCAUUUAUUCUGUUGAUGAGAAGCAUUAAAAUCUGAACUAAAUUGUUUGAGGAUAUGUACACUUUAUUGAAUGGAUUUUACAAAUAUCUAGUCCAGAAAGACGAGUAUUUUGUACUCAUCCUGGGGCUUGAUAAUGCUGGCAAAACGACAUAUCUGGAAGCUGCAAAAACGAAAUUCACGAAGAAUUAUAAAGGGAUGAAUCCAAAUAAAAUAACGACAACUGUUGGUCUGAAUAUUGGAAAAAUUGAUAUUGACGGAGUGAGACUAAAUUUCUGGGACUUGGGGGGACAAGAGGAAUUGCAGUCACUCUGGGAUAAGUAUUAUGCAGAAUCACACGCAGUAAUUUAUAUAGUCGACUCGUCAGAUCGUGAGAGAAUUCCAGACUCCAAAGAGACUUUCGAUCGAGUGAUAUCGUCAGAACAUUUGACUGGUGUUCCUUUAUUGGUUCUGGCAAAUAAACAAGACAUUUUGGACUCAAUGGGCAUCAGGGAAGUUAAACCUAUAUUCAAUCGCAAUGCACAUCUGAUUGGGAGAAGAGAUUGUAUGGUCAUGCCAGUUUCAGCAUUAAAAGGAGAUGGAGUAGACGAGGGAAUCCAUUGGCUCGUCGACUGUGUCAAGAGGAACAGCGAUGUUCGACCCCCGAGAAAUCAAGACGACAAUUGUUUGUCGUAGCUCCUCAUCGCCAAUCUCAUCAAUACAUUUAAUGAAUUCCAUAAGAAAAAAAUCCAAAAAAACUUGUUAAUAAGUAAUAAAAUUUUAUGUCAUUUA